AUGGGGCUGAUUGGAGAACAUCCAACUGGGAAGCAGAAUAAGAAUCAGUUACUUCUAUUCCAGCCCGAUUUGGAGAAACAUGUUUUCUGUGUAAACAUUCACCAUCCCAUUCACCAUCCGGGGUCUUUCAAGAGCUUACCUGCCUACAAUGCUUCCCAGCUUCCAACAGAGAAGGCUCUUGGAGGGAGGAAACAGCUAGAGAUGCCACCGGAGAUGCUUCAGCCUGCUUUUGAAAUAAUUACUUCCCGCUUUGAUUACCUUGUUGUGGAACAUAGGCCUGACGGGGUAUCUGAAGCACACUACACUGUAACCUACUGGACGGUCUACUGCAUGCCAGUAGCGUGCUCCAGGGCAAUUCUAGGUAAGCACAGCGCCACUGAGUUCCAUACCUUGAAGCAGGCAGAAACAUCCUGGUACACUCGGAGUUUUCACCAUGAGUUUUCACUCUGCAACAUUUUGUUUCCAUGUUACUUUGUGCUAGGGAGAAGAACACUAUUAUCCACAUUAUUAUUAAUCGCAAACGUAAACAUACAUAGGGGACAUGAAGAAGCUAUCCAAAAUUUUAUUUUUCUUUGCAUUUCAGCAAAGGCAUGGGCUUGGCUUUCUAAAACACCCCGGAGGGCUCUGUCAUAUUUUGAGCAUAGCCCAUGCCUGUGCUCUGUACUGAGUCUUUCCCAUUCUAUCACCCAGCCAACCUCACCCACCAUAUUUAGCCAGGUCCUUUUCAGACUCGGUAUUCCUUCCAUCUUCUGUCAGCUCCCGUCUUGACUGUAGAGAUCAGGCAGAGGUGAUAGGACAGGAUAGCAUUGCUAGGCAGUGGGUGCCUCCGAGGAAGAAAAAGAA
Rattus rattus (black rat) is the source of this 843-nucleotide messenger RNA. RefSeq lists its product as uncharacterized. The transcript has 5 exons. Bases 1 to 768 code for a protein of 255 amino acids. The record is from RefSeq and is a predicted model, not a curated record. Lineage: Eukaryota; Metazoa; Chordata; Mammalia; Rodentia; Muridae.